Acanthaster planci (crown-of-thorns starfish) is the source of this 6383-nucleotide messenger RNA. RefSeq lists its product as uncharacterized. Lineage: Eukaryota; Metazoa; Echinodermata; Asteroidea; Valvatida; Acanthasteridae. The record is from RefSeq and is a predicted model, not a curated record.
CAGCGAUUCGAGCGCUAGCGAAACGAUGACACGCGCGCCAGACGACUGUGACUGCUGCAAAACUUUAGAUGGGUGAGUUGUGCUUUCUUUGCCUGCAGAUGACAAUGGCAGAUGACAAUCGCAGAUGACGAUGACAGCACCCAGUAUAGGCUACAUACAUGUACAUGUUUAGGUUUUCAUAAGGUUUCUUCACACUGAUCAUGCUCUGUCCUAGUGUGGCACGGACUCUCACUCCCGGUCCAUCCUUAGCCACACCGAGAUUGUCCUGUCACAUCUGUAGAACUUUCGCUCUGAUCUCACCCUGAGCACCUGUGGGCUAGUUUCUGACAAGUUGUGGCCAUGUACAACUGAACAUCCGUGUAAUUCAUCGCUCCAGCUGGAUAGCGCCUGGAACCACUGAAUAACACAGCAAGUUGUGUGACACUCUACUGAGGGGAGACAAUUGGACCAAGAAAGCAGGAGGAUAUAUGAAAGGACGGAGGAGGAGUUUGCCCAAGAAUGAAACCCCCUCAAGCAGUCCAGGUCCUGAGUUCUGGAUGGAUGUUGAGAGAAGGGGGCCAGGCAUUCUUCGCUAUAUUUCCCCACUCCGGAUGCGGGGAACCCCGAGGUCAAAUAAACUUACCACCAGGUCAUGGCAGGAGGAUCCGCACAAGGAAUCAGCAAAGACUUGCUGGAAGAAUACAACAGACAAGCCUACUCCAUUCACUUGGAGGGAUCUUCAACCAGUUACUGGAAAUAAGAGUACCCUAAAAAAGGACAACUCUGCAACCUUUGGCCAAGAUGUGCAGCAAACUCAGGGAAUGCGACUGUGCUCAAAAAGAAAAAGAAGAAGGAAAAGGAGAAAAAGAAAGAGAGACAUUCACACAGCUGAAAAUAAAAGAAAUGCAUCUGAUUUGCGUCAAGAGAGUGAUAAACAAGAAACUAAAAAUGAGUCCUUGGGUAACCGGUGCAUUGCCUCAAGGCAUUAUGAAAGGAAAUCAGUCGUACAGGGAAAGAAUGUUGUUGCAAGUGAUUCACAGAGAUAUUGUGCGGAUCCACAUCGACAGUCUCCGUCCAUAACAUGCAAGAAAGCAGUGGCAGAAGGAAAAAGUUUGGAAGUCUCAGGAAGUCACUACAGCAAAACCGAGCAGCAGGAAAGUAGUCAAAGGCAAUCAGCGGAGAGACUACAAGCAGUGACAGGAGCAUGGGCACUCGAAGGAUCCAUUCCACAAAUGUGCAACAGAGGAAAGCCAAAAGGAUUUCCAAGCGCAAGAACAAGGAUUGCUAGGUUUGAGGCAAAGCGACUGGAGCGUAUCCGGAAGAGGAAGAGGUCCUGUGAGAGUCUCAGGAUCGUUGUUGGCCAUGGACAACCACUGCCACAAGAAGCUGGCCACUAUAACAUUCCAAGUGCACAAUUAGUUACCUCAACAUUGAAAGAAGAUGCAGAUUAUCCAACACCUGACUCUGUUGAUCCGCUUAUGCCUCUUCAUAAUCAACAUGUAGCAUCUCCAUUGACAAGGGUUUGUGGUGUAAAGGAGUGGAUCUCCACUUUUGAGGCAAAGCAACGGAAUAGCAUACAGGACAGACGAUCCUCCAGUAAAACCAUCAAUCAUCAAAGUUGCAAUCAGAGUGAAACCUUCACACAGCCUGACUCUCAAAGUGCUGCACUGACAGGUCAAGAAACAGUUUCAAUACCUGCACCCUCGUUAGAUGCUCAGGAUGCAACAAGUGUCAUCAGACAUCCAGAAGUGAAUCCCGAUCCAGUGGAAGCAUUCAUUUCGCCACAGUUUCAUGGAGUACAGACAAGCAUCACUGCAUUGCUGCCACCAAAUUGCAACAGCGAACCCAAACAGAAACGUCUGAAGAGUGCCUUGGAUCAAGAAGCAAUCAGCAGCGGUGAUGUGAGUCAGCAAAGAACACCUGUCUCUGGUGCAUGCAAUGCAGCUUCCUCAAUUACCCAUCCAGAUAUGUGUAAAUGCAAUGGCCCAAUCUUAUGUAACACAACACCCUCAGGAGACAAACACACUAAUGGCACACUAAUGACAAACGGUCAACAAAGCUGUUGCAAAGCUUCAGUUUCUCAUUUAUCUGCAGCUGAGUCACUGUGCUGUCCUGCAAGCCAUAGGGUUAUGCACAGGUACAAAUCAAUUUGCAAAACCCCACCCAGUGUCCGCAGGAAUGCGCUGGUGUCACCAUUAGAGUUUGGACAUGAUGCUUCACCAUUGCAGUGGGCUUUGCCAAUCACAAGCCACUUUUGGAGCCUAACAGGCCAACCCUCACAAAAAGAAUGGCAUGAAGCGAGAAAGACAAGAGAGGGAGCUGUGUCACUCACCAACAGGAUGUAUCAACAGAAUGGCCAGCAUUUCAAAUUUCCAUUAGUGAACAACAGUGAACUGAGAACAGAUCUUGAUAAAGGAGUCUUCGCUUCUCCACUAAUCAAGAGUACUCAAGGAGCAUCGGUCACAAAAUGUACCCAGCUCCUGCGCAGAAGCCUUCAGAAGAGGAGACGCAACAAUCAUGGCUCCUGUCCAGAAUCUGGCAAAUGGACAGACACAAGCUCUGCAUGCAGUCUGUCAUCCAGUGACGUGGUCAGUGGAGUCAUGGCACCAGGUCAGUCCUCCGUGGUCAAAAUAGCAAAGCACCCACCACCUGUAGAAUUUGAAAAUAACACAGAUAACAACAAGUCCUCUGCCAAAGCAAAGCGUGCCAGACCUGUUCACAGGGCACCACACCGGAGAAGAAGUGGGACUCCUGUUUCAUCAUCAGAGUCUGAGAAAUACACAGACAGGGACUUGUUCAAGGUGUCCUCCGAGGCGGGUACAUCUGUCCAACAGCAACCUGCUAGUGCCUUGCCCGUACCCAAAACCCUGUCCCCUCCAUCGCCUUUUGGGUUCAUAAGGCUCAUUUCCAAUCGUGAUAGGAGAUUCGAGAGGAGGAAAGAACCUGACAGGAUGCAGCGUCUUUUCUCUAGCAGUGAUGAGACUGACCCCAGUAUUGCCACUGCAAGGGCAGCCAGUCUGGACUUCCUUCAAAAGGAUUGGGAUAAAGACGUUGAUGAAGAUUGUUGCAGUGACGGGGCUGAUGGCAGUGGUCUUGGCAAUCAGGGUUGCAUUACAGAUGACGAUGCUGUUGAUGAACCUGAUGGUGGCAGGUUCAUCAAUAAUCCUGAAUCCAGUGAUGAUGGUGAAAAGAAUGAUCAAGACAGUGACCACAAUGACUGGAGUUCAGAGGAAGAAGAUGUUGGUAGAGAUGAUGAAAGCACUGCCAGACAUUAUAGUAAUAAUUUGAAGGCAGUUGGGAGUAGCGAUACAGGUGCUGAAGGUAAUAAUGGGCAUCUUGGGGAAGCUGGUGAUGAUGGUGCAAACAGCCUCGAUUUUGAUGUUUGUGACUGCUUGUCUGAUGAUGGUAUCACAAGUCGUGAUGAUGGCGACGGCAGUGAAAAUGGCAAGCUUAGUGACAGCGGUCAUGAAAGUGACGGAAAUGUUCGUAGCAGUGAGAUGGAUGAAAAUGGCUCAUGGGUUUAUAGCCUUGUGGACCAAAAAAAUGGGAGCAAUACUGCUAAACAUAUGAGUGUUAGCUGUUCCAAGGAGGAGCAGCAGAACAGCAGAGAUGCAGACGUCAACAAUGAAAAUUUGGGUGCUUGUGUUCAUGGCUGUGAACAGGAUCUUGAAAGUGACAUCAUAAAUGUUGAAGACGAUGAGGAAGAAAGUGUUAUUGAAGAUACAUGUAAUGUGGGCUCCCCAUUGCCGCAGACACCAGUCUGCAGUCUGAGGCUUCGAAAGGCAAGGCAAUCUCAAGAUGGACUGUCUAGAACUAAAACCAGAGUGUCAAGCCAGAAAACAGUUAUCACUGACGUAGGGAAAUUCAAAGAACAGGAGAAGGUUGUGAAGAAAUUAGCUAAAAGGAGCCAUGCAUCCAAACAUGAAAAAUCCAGACAAGUCAGUGCAUGCCAUGGAAGUGAUGAUAGACUACUGAGAAUUAACACAAAAACGUCGCGCCAAGCGAAACAAACCACAGGAGAAAAGAAGAAUGAAACAGAUCAGAGUAUUGCUGCCACUCCUCAGAACUCAAAACAGAUACCUGCCAACACCAACCCCAGUGAAGUUACACCCUUGCAUUAUAUCUGUCAUCGCGAUGGACUGAUAAGACAUAGACGAAAACUGCGGUGGCCGGGGCCGCGGCCGCAGCGAGCCAAAAAAACAGGACUUUUAACUGGACUCAAAGGAAAGCAGAAAACGUCCAGUGCAAAACAAGAGAGCGCUCCAAAGGGGUCUGCCAAUUCAGCACUACUGAGAACAAACAGUCAGGCAGUUAACAGCGUGGCAUUGCAAGAAAUACUUGCCAAGAGAACUGAAGCCAAUAGGGCUGUCAGCCAGAGCAUGGUUUCCUCCUUUCCUGUGGAUUGGGAAGAGCCUGUGAAGCAUAGCCGUCUGCUCAACGAGCACAGGCAGUUCCUGCAGGAUAGGUUCUUGAAGCUCCUGAUGAAACGAGGCAAGGAGAUGCGACUGACCAAUCGGCCUUCCCUACUAGACUUGACUUUGAAAGAUCAGUUGAAAGAGCAGCGGCGGGAGCGUGAACAAGACAGGAAAUGGAGAAGGAAACUUACUGCGGACAUCAAAUCGGACAAGUGGAUUAACUAUGAAACACUCCCCCAGGUCUUCACAGUGCAAAAAACCAAAGAGUUUCAUCCAAAAGAUCCAACUGAGAUGAGAACAGAAUACGCAGUCUAGGAAAUGCAGGUUUUAUUUCCAGAUCAACAUCAAAUUCACUUCAGGUAGUGAAAAUGCUGUCUUUUGAGGACCCUGUUUGACAGACAGAGUACAUGUCUAAAUAAACACCCAGGGACUUAAAAAUUCAUCUACAAUCUGCAUCCUUUACCUGUUCUAAAAAAGCCAGACAAAGUUAGUCAUUUUCAAUACAGUUUAUGGUUUCCAAGUUUAUGACAGUGGAAUUCAAACUUGAGAAUGACUAUAUUGUAAUUUGAAAGGUCUGAAAUAAACGUUUUGGUGCUUGCUAGUUAUCAGAAGUUGUUAUAGGAUAUUCAAUAUUCCACUUCAAUAUUCCUUGAUUCGAUUUUCAAAUUAAAUCUACAUUCAAGUAGGCAUACCUUCUUACUUCACUCUUGUAAUUUCACUCGUCCCCAAAAAAUCAUAAAAUAAAAUUUUUAAAAUGCGUGUACAUUUUGUUAUGUGUAAGUAAACAGAUUUCGUGUGCCUUUAUAUAUGUGACGUCCUAGUCUUGGAUCAUAACAAAAAACUUUUCAAAGAUUUACACCAUCUUUUCACUGAAGAGCUCCAUUCAGAAGUUAUUUCAUUUGUUUUUUCCCCCAAGUGUUUCUCUGUUUGGAUUAGGUUUUGGUCAACAUCAAAUACCUGUAUUCAACAUAUAAUGAGUACUGUGCAAACGUUUGUUAACAGCAGGUGGGAAGAUCUCAGAAUAGUGAGCCAGAAUAAUUCUCAUUUUUUCUUAUAUACCAAGAGUGGAAGGCUACACUAAAAUGGCGUUGGCUUUUAUUUCCAAUUUAAAAGUUAGUUUUUAACCUGUCCUUUCUGGAAAGACUAUGCUUAGUAUUGUCAAGUCUGCUGCUUGAAAAACACCAAUGUGCUCCUCGAUGAUGCAUGUAUGGAAAAGCCAGUCAGUGGCAACUUCUACUUUUUAAAUCAUAUCUGGCACACUGGUUGUGUGUUUCAACUUUCAGCAGUUGUGAGCUUUGAAUUCUCCUUACUAAACACACUGCUGAUAUGCAUCUCAUGAUUCAGGGGAGGGCUCUGGCAUCAUUUCCAGACUGCUGCCUAGUGCAGAGGCUUCACUGUUGUUGAAAAUGGCACAGAGGCACCAGACCAGAAGUCACUGGUCUUCGUUGGUAGAAAAGCCUGCCCUAAACCAUGUGGCCUGUGUAGAAAACAUGGAUGUUUGGAUGCUUUAGUGUAAGGCUUUGUCUGAAGCAGCUGGCUGCGGCUAGGAUUAACACAUGGAUCUGUGGGAAGUUGCGCUAGCCACAAGCUGGUAAUCUUCCCCAGAUGCAUGUUAUUUAAGCCAUAAUAAAUAAUUGAGGCCCAGCCUAAUAGAAACAACCAUGAUGCCAGACAUUCAAAGUAAGCCCAAAAAUGGUUUGUUGGGGUAACCCUUUUGGUUAAUUUUGACCAAUUUUUACCUGAAGGUCUUGUGUCACAGAUCAUUAACAGGAGCAGCACUCUACUAGAAACACUGCAUUUUUUAAUAGCCCUCGAUAUAUUUGAAGAUAAUCUAUUGUAUACUCUAUUUAAGAUUACCCCCUUGGAUUUGUACGGUUCAGCAUUGAAACAAAAGUUUUUGAAAAUUCAAGUUAUUUUUUCUUAACUCACUUGAAGGUUUCAUAUAUUAGACACUACAUGAUUGCAAUAAAACUAUAUUCAUGUAUUUAU